Malassezia sympodialis ATCC 42132 is the source of this 1725-nucleotide messenger RNA. RefSeq lists its product as uncharacterized. Gene Ontology annotation, cellular component: cytoplasm. The transcript has 2 exons. Bases 1 to 1725 code for a protein of 574 amino acids. NCBI's taxonomy places the organism in Eukaryota, Fungi, Basidiomycota, Malasseziomycetes, Malasseziales, Malasseziaceae. The record is from RefSeq and is a predicted model, not a curated record. Gene Ontology annotation, molecular function: protein binding.
AUGGCGUACGAGCAGGCCGUGCAUGCUGGGACGCCGCCGCCCGUGCGUGGCAUUGAGCUCUCGCUCUCGGUGUCGCCGUCGUCGAGUACGGGCUCGGACAUGCCCGACUUUGUGGAUCUACAGGCCAGCGGUGUGUCGUCGCCGGCGCCGCUGGGCGAGCGCGUGCCGCUGGAAACCAACGCGAGUGCCCUGCCCGCCGACCUUCCGCACGAGAUUCUGCUGCAGAUCUUUGGAUACUGCGCGGGAGAGCAGCAGGACCUGCUCUCGUGCCUCCUGGUGUGCCGCCGGUGGUGCGCGUGUGGUGUGCAGCUGCUAUGGCUCCGCCCCUGCUUCCACCGGCUCUCCGCGCUGUUCAAGAUGAUCCAUGUGAUGAUCCAGCCGGAGGCAUCAUUCCCGUAUGCCCUAUAUAUCCGGCGCCUCAACUUCAGCCUGCUCGCCGGCGACCUCGACGACCAGCUGUUUGGGCGCAUGGCCGCGUGCCACCGCCUCGAGCGCCUCACGCUCUCGGGCUGCUGCCAGAUCACCGACGACACACUCACACGCGUGCUGCAGCACACGCCGCACCUCGUCGCCGUCGACUUGAGCGGCGUCGUACAGCUGACCGACCGCACCCUGCACCAGCUCGCGGCUACGUGCCCGAAGCUGCAGGGCGUCAACCUGAGCGGGUGCGAGCUGGUGACGAGCGACGGCGUGAUCGCCCUCGCGAACGCAUGCCACUCGCUGCGCCGCAUCAAGCUCGCGCACUGUGUGCGCCUCGAUGGACGGGCGCUGCCGGCCCUGCUCAAGGCGUGCCCCAUCCUCCUCGAAGUCGAUCUCGCGGGGUGCGCCCGCAUGAACGACACGACAGUGCGCGAGGUGUGGCUGCGCCCCUCGCUCCUGCGCGAGCUGCGCCUCGCGGGAUGCACGGCCCUCACGGACCGUGCGUUUCCCACGCCCACGGCGCUGGCGGAGGCGCCGCCGCCCGCGCCCGCUGCGUUUCCGAUCUGCGAGCACCUGCGCAUGCUGGACCUGUCGACCUGCUCCUUUAUCACGGACGAGACGGUGCGCGCCAUCGUUGCACAUGCGCCGCGCCUGCGAUACCUCACGCUGGCCAAGUGCGAGCGCCUGACAGACGAGUCGGUGUAUGCGAUUGCCGAGCUGGGACGGCAUUUGCAGCACCUGCACCUUGCACACUGUGCACACCUCACGGACCGCGCCAUGGUCCACCUCGCGCAGCACUGCACGCGCAUCCGGUACCUGGACCUGGCGUGCUGCGUGCAGCUCACCGACGAGAGUAUCGCGGCCAUCGCGACCCACCUGCCCAAGCUGCGGCGGAUCGGCCUCGUGCGCCUCGUGCGCCUGACGGACCGCGCGGUGUAUGCGCUCGUGGAGCGGCACACGAGCCUCGAGCGCAUACACCUCUCGUACUGCGAACAGAUCACGGUGCCUGCCAUCUUCUGGCUCAUGCUGCGCCUUCCGCGCCUCUCGCACCUGAGCCUUACGGGCGUGCCUGCCUUUCGGCGUCCGGACCUGCAGGGCAUGUGCCGGGCGCCGCCCAAGGAAUUCAACCAGCACCAGCGCCAGUCGUUUUGCGUGUACAGUGGCCGUGGCGUGCACGAACUGCGGCGCUUUCUGCAGCGGGCGUACGCGGACCCCGCCACGGCGAUGCAGUACGGCGCACUGCCCUCAGAUCGGCAGCGGAUCUUCUACGAGAGUCUCCACCGUUACCUGCAGCCGCGCGAGUAG